Molecule: messenger RNA, 1443 nt
Organism: Grus americana (Whooping crane)
Lineage: Eukaryota; Metazoa; Chordata; Aves; Gruiformes; Gruidae
Product: chondroitin sulfate synthase 3-like
Exons: 1
Coding region: 328-1341 (337 amino acids)
Molecular function (GO): glucuronosyl-N-acetylgalactosaminyl-proteoglycan 4-beta-N-acetylgalactosaminyltransferase activity
Source: RefSeq, a predicted model, not a curated record
CGGAGCGCGGAGCGGGGGCCGCGGCCGCCGUGUGGAGGAGGCUGAGCUGGUGGGUGGGGCGGGGAGGGACCAGCCGCCGCGGUGACAAGGUGCCAGCGGAGCGGAGGGGCCGCCGCUAGUGCUCUGCCGUCCUCGCCGCCGCCCUCACGCCCGGAGAAGUUUGACUCGGGAGCAGCGCAGCCGCCCGGGCCGGCGCGGCGGGGCAGGGAGCCGCGGCGGGAGUCGCCGCACCCGGGGCCGCAGCGGGACGGGGGUCGCCUCCAGCGGGAGGCGGCGGGGGGAAGCCGGCGGCGGCAGCGGCGCUCCGGGAGCCGCCCCGCCCGCGCCAUGGCAGCCCGGUCCCGGAGACCCUGGCUGAGCGUGGUGCUGGGGCUGGUGCUGGGUUUCACCGCCGCCUCCUGGCUCAUCGCCCCGAAAGUGGCCGAGCUGAGCGAAAAGAAGAGGCGCGGCUCCAGCCUCUGCUCCUACUACGGCCGCUCGGCGGGGCCGGGGGCGGCCGGGGGCGCGGCGGUGCCGGGCGGGCAGCAGGCGCCGCCGGAGGCAGCGGCGGUGCUGGGCGGCACGAGUUUCAGGAGCAGCCCCUGGGAGCUGCCGCCGCCGCCGGCGGAGGGCAUGGUGUCCAGCCCCGCCGCCGGCGGGGAAGGGGAGCCGGAGGAGGAGGAGGAAGGCGGCGAGAAGCGGAGCGGCCGGCCCGGCGGCAGCCACAACGGGAGCGGGGACUGGGGGGGCGCCCCGGGCUACGCCAAGCCCCGCAACUUCCUCUACGUGGGGGUGAUGACGGCCCAGAAGUACCUGGGCAGCCGGGCGGUGGCGGCGCAGCGGACGUGGGCGCCCUCGGUGCCGGGCCGCGUGGAGUUCUUCUCCAGCCAGGGCUCCGCCGCGCCCCCCGGGCUGCCCCGGCUGCCCGUCGUCGCCCUGCCCGGCGUGGACGACUCCUACCCGCCGCAGAAGAAGUCUUUCAUGAUGAUCAAGUACAUGCACGACCGCUACCUGGACAAGUACGAAUGGUUCAUGCGGGCGGACGACGACGUCUACAUUAAAGGUGACCGGGGCGCGCCCCGCCGCCGGGAGGGAGGGAGCGGAGCGAUGGCCUGGCGGCCCGGCGGGGUCCCGCGGGGGGUGGGGAGAGUCGGUUCCCGCCCGGUGGCGGAGCGCAAGGGGUACCUCGGCCCACCCACCGCCCCGGCGGAGUUUGCUUCCAGCCACCGUGUGCGGGCCGUGGGGUGCUGUCCCGGCGCUGAGGUGCCGGUGGGAACCUCGAGGUGCCCCCGCGGGGCCGGGCCGGGCCGGGCCGGGCCGUCCUUGGGGAGGCCGCGGUGCCGGGGCGCGUUGGAGGGCUGAGGCGGGGGGUUGGACCGCGGCGGGCGCGGUGAGCGGUCCUGGCGUGGGAUCUCGGUGCUGCGGCCCCCGCGCUUGCUGCGGCGCGGCUCUCCGGGCGAGGCU